This is a messenger RNA of Wyeomyia smithii (pitcher-plant mosquito), 6943 nucleotides long. RefSeq names its product active breakpoint cluster region-related protein (gene RhoGAP1A). Gene Ontology annotation, biological process: positive regulation of GTPase activity; intracellular signal transduction. The record is from RefSeq and is a predicted model, not a curated record. The transcript has 12 exons. Lineage: Eukaryota; Metazoa; Arthropoda; Insecta; Diptera; Culicidae. Gene Ontology annotation, cellular component: membrane. Bases 1516 to 5862 code for a protein of 1448 amino acids. Gene Ontology annotation, molecular function: GTPase activator activity; guanyl-nucleotide exchange factor activity.
AGUCAUCUCUCGUCGUUCGUUCGUGGCUGGUGUGGUGUUCUAUCACGUAGUUGUAACCCACUUUCUCGCUUUUUGCUGAUUAAAUGUGUUUUUGUGUUAUUGGUGGUUAUAUUGGAAGGAUUUACUUAGUUUUAUCGGAUCUACUCGAUCCUGCUGUAACUUUUUUAAAGUGAAAGGGAUCAACAUAACUUCCUGACAAUGUGAAACAGGAGGAGUCCCAAUAAAAAUACAGGUUUUGCUCAUUCGUCCCAUUAUUAGUCGACAUCGACACAAUACUGAAGGCGAAAUAGGCUGUUCGUAUGUGUUCCGUCAAUACUAGAAUUACUGGAUAUACUACUAAAAUACACUAUCGACUGGUCUGAUGUGCGGGUAAAUGUGCGAAUAGCAUCAAUCGAUUCGGUCGACAUUUGCUCAUUCUACGCGGAAUUCAAUCACGGAAAUCAACGGUGUUCUCUAAUUCAGCGUACAAAUCAAAUGCAAACUAGUGUAUUCGUAAAUGUAACAAUGCCAACAUGUUCCCUUCGCACCAUUCCAGUGAAGUGUUAAAAUGGCAGUGAAACAAGUUAAUUAUUCUGGUCGAGUUGGAGCAUAGAUUCUGCUGCUUUUGCUGUUGCUAUUGUUUGCAGUGUGAAAGUGGGGAACUCUAGCUAGCUAGUCGUCGUCGUCUUCGAUCAUCGUCAUAUAAACGGAAAAGUAGAAGAAAAAAAAACCUGAAAGAGGACAGUGCAAGGAGUGGUUGGUGAAUAACUCGGCAACAUGCUGGUAGUAUGCGCAUGGAGCGAGGGCGUAUGGCUGAAGAGUUGAGGCCCAUUCGGUCGAUGGAAACAUGUGAAGAGAGUAGUGUAUGCAUUUCGCCUACUACAUUCGGGAGAAACUCGCUGAAAGAAACGACUAAGCAAAAAAAAAUAUGUUGCUCACUUGAAGUGCUCUUGAGUAUACACCAAUGACAGUGUUCGCCGUCGUAGUCUUCGUCGUGCACGGAACGAGGAGUGUGGAUACGCAGUGAUUAAUUUUUCACACUAGAAGUAGAAGUUAGGAACGGUGAUGACAGUCGAACAGUGCUUCCAAAGUCAUAUUGAUUCCAAUUGUGCAUUUCUGUAGUACUUGCGAGGAAGAUAUUUUGUUCCGCUACAGUGUUGGUGUAAUCCAGAAAAUCAAAGCAAAUAAAAAGUGUGCCGGGUAUAUGGCCUGUUUUGUUUCCGGUUGUCUCUGUAAGAAAAAUUGGAAUCGAAAACAAAACGCGGGGAGCGGUCUUUCUGGAAGUUGACAUGCGAGGUUUAUCAAGUGUUGUGUGUAUGCAUGUUUACGUUUCUCAGAAAAGUUUCUAGUGUGUGCUCGUGCGUGACCACCUCGGAUUCGAUUUUCCGAAAGUGUAUGGCAAAUUGUUUACCAUUUAUAAAUAUGUGCUGACAUUGGAAGAUUUUUUUUUGUCAAACAAAUGCGAAAAUACACGCAGAAUUAGAUGAUAGCAACGCAAUAAAAGUGCAACGGGAAGACGGCAGUGCUUAAAAAAUCAUGAGUGUGUUCAGUGAUUUCCAGAGAAUGUGGGUUCAACGGUUCCCGCAGAGUUCACUCUCGGACGCCUGGGAGCAAGAUGUCCGUGCCAGUUUGGCGAGACACAAGAUAAAAAUUGCCGAACUUACCAAAGAGCUAGAACAGGAAACACUGUACGUGGAAUAUUUGGAACGGCUGCUCAGCGACGUAGAAAAAUACCGGGAUGCUGGCGGAGAUCCUUCGGCUCUGUUCGAAGCGAAUACGCCAGCUUCGGCCGCCAAUUUACUGGCCAGCAGCAAGGAGGAAAACGAGGAGAAGGUGGAUGAUGCUCCCGAGAACCAAAUCAUCAAAGCAGCCAACAACCAAGCGGCAGACAAAAGCCCCAAUGGUGGCGCUACGGUCGAUGAUGAUGGUCCUGGCGAGAAGGACACAUCCACCACCGGUCCGAUUGCUUUGCGCAGGGACAAUCACCACAAAGACAGUGCACUGAACCAGUGCAUCAAUGAGCUGACGUCGAACCUGCACCAGCGACGCUGCGUCAGCAGUGACAUCUCAUCCCCCACCAAAUCGUCGUCAAUGUCAUCCUGUUCCUCGCCUUCAUCGACGAUGAUAUCCUCAAUCAACAAGACUGGACUGCCAUCUAGUGCCAACGCAAACGAACAACAGGAAGGCGCAUUUGAAAGUGAGCAAACGCGCCCAAGACGAUCGAGUCACAGUGACGCCCUGCUCUCAUCGCCCAGCCAUUUCGUGACAGUAAUCGAGGUCAAAGAACCUUCCGAGAGCAGUAAGCAGGACGAGUCGAACCGAAACUCCACCUCAGCAGCUUCCGCCGUUCCAGCGGCAUCCAACAAAACUACCAGCGACAAUAGCUAUAACAAUCCAACAACAAUCAUUCAAUCAACCGUUUCAGCCUCCGGCAAGCCCAACAACUAUGAAAACGUAUUGAUCAAUACUAACCGUGGAAGCUGUGAAAAUCUUAACAACAACAACAACAACAUGCAUUCCCACGGCCAGCUGCUGCAGUAUAAGAACUCUAACGCCGCUCCAAGUGAGCACAGUACAUUCCUAGACAGCAGCAAGCAGUUUCCAAAGCCUUCGGCGCCCACGCUGGUGGGUUCCUCGAUUGCCGAGAGAACGUCCCAGCUCAUCUCGCCAAGCGGUCAGGAGCUGAAGAAAAAGGUUCCACCACGACCACCACCCAAAUAUCCACGCCGUGCGGCACCGGUGGAACCACCUGUCAUACCUGCUGCGGCGAUGCAUAACUUGCGCCGUGACCAGUCCUCCGACGGUACCCCAGACAGUCCAGGCAGUUCACUGGAGCGGAACCUUAAGCCGUCGGAAAUUUACCGGCAAAAAUCAUCGGACUCGUUGGACGUCAAACUGUCGUGCCGGUCUUCCAAGGUGAACGAGCUGGUCGACGAUUUCAGCAGAAAACUGCCAAAAUCGGAUAGUCUAAAGUCGAAGUCUAGUACUGAUAGUCCUACAGGGUCGCUGGGAAAGAACGUUGGUGCUUCACCCACGGGCAGCUUGGGCAAACUGCCCCAAACCAGUAGCGAUAGUCCCACUGGAAGUUUGGACAAAGGCAACCACCGUACGAACGAUAGUCUCCAGUCGGUUGGGUCCAGAGAAUCGUUGGCUUCGACCGGCGGUGGAAUGGCAGCCAUCUCGGAAAGAAUAAAAAGUUACGAGUCUAUCUCAUCUCUUAGCUCAGAUAGCAUGCGAUUAGGAGGUGCAGUACCGGCUGAACAGGAACACUACUACGAUACGGUCCCGUUGGACAACGGAGAAGGGGACUACGUCUAUAUUCAAGCCAGUGGCACUGGCUCCACUUCUAGUCGGGACGAUAUCUCAACGGCCGGUAGCACCCUACCUUUGCCGGCUUCUCAUCCUCGGAGUCACAACAGUAGCCAGACGAGUGUACAGCUAGAACCAGAAUCUCCGGGACGAAGUUCCAAUUACGUUAAUAUCGACUAUUUUAUACAUAGUCAAAAUCUAGAGAACAGAAGCAGCUCAAUCGACAGCGACGGUGAAGCGGACGGAGGUCCACCAGUGCUAUUGCGUGCAAUCUCUAACGAAACCAAUUCUGGUCAACCGGGACAUGGGAUUUUACGAAAGAUUUCUAAUGCUAACCGCAACACAAUCAUCCGACACAUCGUGGCUAGUAUCAUCACCAGCGAAACGCUCUAUGUCGAGUGUCUGAACAAAAUGAAACAAUACAUGAAAGCGAUACGAGCCACUUUGACUACGUCGCAACCUGUGAUAUCUGAAGAGGAGUUUCAGACGAUAUUUUUUAAGAUCGAAGACCUGCACGAAGUGCAUUCCGAAUUUUUGAACGAGCUGCGGGCGAAACAGCAACCGAUACCUGAGGGCGAAGAGCUGUGCGUCGGGGAGGUGUUCCGUCGGCUGGCCGCUCACAUUCACCUGUACGGGGCGUUUUUGCACAAUUACGGUCGUGCCAUUGACACGGUGAAAAAAUGCAGCACCCACAGUCAACAGUUCAAGGAGAUCGUAUCCAACAUAGUAUUCAAGAACCAAAACGAACAAUCUUUGUCACUUGAGGAGUUGCUCCACAAACCAGUGGCUCGGGUGCAGAAGAAUGCCCUCGUGCUAGAGGAUCUGUUAACUCAGACACCCGAGCAUCAUCAAGAUUACCAUGCGUUACGGCAGGCGACAAAGACAAUUCGGAACUUCCUGUCCGAGUUUAACGUGGUACAGACUAAAUCGAUGUUUCCGAGUGACGAUAAAGCCCUGCGAAGGCUAGUGAAAAACUCAUUUAUUGUGGAACUUGCGGACGGUCAUCGGAAGCUACGGCAUCUGUUUCUAUUCAAUGAUGUUAUUGCGUGUGCGAAAUACAAAGCCGCUGGACGGGACCGUAAUGGAUUCGAGUUCGAGCUGAAGUGGUUCAUUCCGUUGCGGGACAUUGUCAUUUGCGAGGAAUCCGCCAACGACCCGAAGGAAACUAGUCCCAUCAAUAUUGUGCACCUCAAGUCGCAGGCUUGUACGGUGCGUGACCAGAUCAUGCUGGACGAGAAAGACGAAAAGAAGCAACGAUCCGGCGGAUCUCGGGUGGGAGACAAACACAGGAAAAAGCUUGCCGAUCUGGAAGCUCAGCUGGUACUGGCUUCGCCGAAUCUAGUGUUUAAGAUUGGCAAUAAGGCAACCGGGAAAACGAUGACAUUUUUCCUCAGCUCAGAUUUCGAACGAACGCAGUGGAUAGAGUCCAUUCUGACCUUACAGCAAUCAUGUAAUCUUCCCGGACAAGUUCCAGUUCAAAUUUACGAUUUACAAGCAUGGAUAACGGCCUGCCAGGCACUCAUAAAAACCGAGAUGGGGUCUUAUUUGAUGCGUAAUGCACGGGAUGAAAGCUUGCUAGUGGGUGAUUUGCAUCUCACUAUCCAGGGACUCCAGGGUUUCGAACAACCGUGCGAUCUAUUUAUUUGUGUGGAAAUAGACUCUUACGGACAUUACUUCCGCAAGGCAAAAACAAAAUUAGUUUGUCGCAGUGCAUCACCCAACUGGAACGAAUCAUUCGUGUUGGAACUCGAGGGCAGUCAAAAUCUUCGCAUUCUGCUGUACCAGGACGAGGUGCAGAGGCCUAUUUUGAGGGCAAAGCAAAUUCUAAAGCUAAGUCGCCAAUGGCUGCAAGAAGCACCCAUCACCAAAGUACUGAAACUGUCGGAAACCUUAACACUGAACACCAUGAUUCGCUUCGUACCGGGCGAAGUGACGCUGCGAAGGGUACCAACUUCCAAACCUGGAGCUCUUUUCGGUGCUAAAUUACAACAAGUCAUCAAGCGCGAAAAACGUGACAUUCCAUUCAUCGUGAGCGCGUGCGUUCGUGAGGUCGAGCGACGCGGUAUGUCCGAGGUGGGAAUCUACCGAGUGUCAGGAUCCGCAUCCGAUGUUGCGAAGUUGAAGAAAUCAUUCGAAACAAACGCAUAUGAAGCCGAACAGCUUUUAAAGGAGGUAGAUAUUCACUCCGUGACUGGCAUUUUAAAAUCUUACCUAAGAGACCUGCCGGAAGCUCUCUUCACCGAUCAGUAUUAUCCUAAGUUUUUCGAAACAUUCAACCGACACUCUAAUCUGAAUGAGGCCUCUCGUAUCGAAGCAUUACACAAGAUUUUCGCCGAGCUGCCGCAGUCGAAUAAAGCUACCAUCAAUUUACUACUGGACCACCUGAUGAGAGUACAUCAGCAGGAAAUUGAAAACAAAAUGUCCCUUCAUAAUCUGGCGAUGGUUUUCGGUCCUACACUGCUGCGACCCGGGCCAUCAGCCAUAAAGCAGAAAGAUCUCUUGGAAUCCAGUACCGCCGACGUGAUGACACAAGCCGGAAUCCUCUACAGUUUCCUACAGGCCCGACUGAAGUAGCGCAACGUUAGAUUCAAAGUUUCCGUAGAACUGCAUUAGUGUAACAACAGUAUUCGUAACCAGUACGAAGUAUAAGAGACAUACUACAAGGCGUACAGGAAGAGAAAAUCAUCGGGACUCAAACAAACCAUAACUUCAAUAAGGAUCAAGUUUUAGCAAAUUUUGACUUGUGUUUGUCGCAUGCUGAUCUUUAUUGAAUUCGAUCAAUAACUUUACUCUAUUCAGUGGCAACUUUCUGUAAAGUGACCAAAGCAGAUUUGUUUUUUCUUUUAAUCUAAAUUCAGGAUAGUCGUCCUCCUUCACGAAAACUUCCGUUGGUUUUCGGAGUGUUUGUUUGAGCGCGCUUUACAAACUUAAGACGCUGUUUAUUUCUAAAAUAAACCCCGUUUGAUCGCAACCAAAAUUAGUCAUUUUCAGUUUUGUUUUUCCGUAUGGGAUGUAUUUAGUUUAUUUGUGUAAAUUUGCUUUCUGUGUAUAUAUUCUUGACUUAUAAUUAGUGUUAGAGAACGAACGAUAAAAGUCACGGUUCUGGUAGUUAUGAGGCGACGUUAUUUGGUCGUUUGAAAUAUAUGUUAUAUGAUACUUUUCGGUAGCUUUCGAGAUAAACUAUAUGCGUGGAAAAUGCGUACGCAUUAUUACAUUGUUACGAGCAUAAUAUAUUAAACAAACGUAUUCAUUAUGGCAAUUAACUAUAUAAAUUCAGUUAUUAGAAGCAACUUUGUGCGUUAUAGUCAGGACCGUAAAGCAACUCUCUACUAUAAGCAAUGGAUAUACAAUCAAAUAUAUUCUAUGGGAAACCGCCAAAACAACCAAUCAAGUACACCCACAAACAUUCACACAUUCGCAGCUUAUCACAUACACAUAUUUAGCGAUACCGAAUGGAUAUGUUAACAAACAUUAAAACCAUCUUUCUCAAGCAAAACAAGAUGUAUCGGUAUUUAUUAAGCAUGAAAUGAAACCUAUCGGACUGUCGUCGCUUGAGAUAAGCGCAGUAAAUUGCUGAAUUUAUCUAGUAGGAUUUUCUCCUUAAAUUACAAUUAUGAAAACAAUAAAAACAAUCUUUCGUAUUGUGAAUUAUAAA